AUGGCAAACAUAGAAAUAAAAGACAUUGAAAUGAGUGAAAAUGGUGAAGAUAGCAACAUUAAUUCAGCAAUUUUGAAAUACUACACAAGAAACCCUGAUACCUAUUUAAAGCUUGAAGUGUCUAAUCCAGUGACUGCUUCUUGCAAAUCAAUAGCACUUGUUAGUAAUUCAGUUAAUUUUUUAAUGUAUAAUAUGAAGAUUACAGAUAAUUACUGUGAAAAUUCAUCACCUGCAAUCAUCAUCAAUAGCACAAAAACACAGGGAAUUGACUCCAUUCAUUCUGAAAGAAAUUCUGGAAGAGGUAUCACUGGAGUUUGCUUGUCUUUUCAAAAUAUGAACACAGUAAUAUCAAUCACAAAUUCAGAAUUUAUUGGUAACAAAAAUUAUUUAAGUGGAAGCCCAGGUGUGAUUGAAUUCUCAAAGAUUAGUGCUUUAGCACUGGAAAACUGUACUUUUAUAAUGAAUAGUGCUGAUUCAGGAGGUUCUUUAUAUUUUUAUGGCCAAAGCUUGCUUGUUAAUAAUUGUCAUUUUGAGCAUAACCAAUCACCUGGCUUUUCUGGUGGAUCAAUUUAG
Messenger RNA from Blepharisma stoltei, 573 nucleotides. The record is from the annotation of a GenBank genome assembly. NCBI's taxonomy places the organism in Eukaryota, Ciliophora, Heterotrichea, Heterotrichida, Blepharismidae.